Messenger RNA from Tachysurus vachellii, 2957 nucleotides. It is a transcript of the gene b3gnt7, whose product is annotated as UDP-GlcNAc:betaGal beta-1,3-N-acetylglucosaminyltransferase 7. Gene Ontology annotation, cellular component: membrane. Gene Ontology annotation, molecular function: hexosyltransferase activity. The record is from RefSeq and is a predicted model, not a curated record. The transcript is spliced from 2 exons. NCBI's taxonomy places the organism in Eukaryota, Metazoa, Chordata, Actinopteri, Siluriformes, Bagridae. Bases 31 to 1320 code for a protein of 429 amino acids.
CAGAGCUGCAGUGUUUCUGUGGGAGAUUAAAUGAUACACAGCCGGCGACCGUUCAGAGUCAUUUUUACAAAGAUGCCGAACAAGCUGGAAUUUCUGAAUUUUGUCAACAUGGCAACUUUCAGAUAUCGCUGGAGGGCAUUCAAGGCGAUAGUUUUGAUGUUACUUGUGACUGUGCUGAUGGUCAGCGUGUUUCAGAGAGGACUCGUCAGCAGCAGAGGGGACAUACAGUUCGAGAGGGAUUCACGCAUGCAGAAGGAAGUGAUAAACUACUGGAAAGAAAACCAGGACAAAUUGGCUGAAACCAAAGAAGAACCGGUGUAUGAACGAGACAUAGCCAGAACAUGGGACAUCACCAGCACAAACUGCAGCGCUAACACAAAUAUUUCUACUACAGAAAGUUUCAACACACUGGAGCAGAGCUUUCAACAGUUUCUCCUCUACAGACACUGCAGAUAUUUCCCCAUGAUCAUGAACCACCCAGAGAAAUGUUCUGAAGAUGUGCACCUCCUCAUAGCGGUAAAAUCCAUUAUUACGCAGCAUGACAGACGUGACGUGAUCCGGAAAACCUGGGGAAAGGAGCAGGUCAUAGGCGGCAAGAAGAUCAAGUUGCUCUUCCUGUUGGGAUCUUCUACUAAUGAAGCGGAGAAAGCGAACCACCAGAAGCUUCUGGAAUACGAGGAUUAUAUCUAUGGCGACAUCCUGCAGUGGGAUUUCAUGGAUACAUUCUUCAACCUCACAUUAAAGGAAACAAACUUCCUGAAAUGGUUCUCCAUCUACUGCGGGAACGUGCGCUACAUCUUCAAAGGGGACGAUGAUGUUUUUGUGAGCGUGACAAACAUUCUGGAGUAUCUUGAGAGCAGCAAGAACACGAAAGACUUGUUUGCUGGAGACGUCCUGUUCAAAGCGAUACCUAUCCGAAAUAAAGAGAACAAGUAUCACAUCCCACUUGUGCUGUAUAACAAGACGAAUUACCCACCGUAUGCAGGAGGUGGGGGGUUCUUGAUGGACGGUCCCCUUGCACAACGUCUCUAUUUGACAUCAGAAACACUGGAGCUGUUUCCAAUCGAUGAUGUGUUCCUUGGAAUGUGCUUAGAGGUGCUACAGGUGACGCCUAUAAAACACAAUGCAUUCAAAACCUUUGGUCUCUUGAAGGACAAAAAGAGCAAACUGAACAAAGAGCCAUGUUUCUACAAGAGCAUGAUCGUGGUUCAUAAACUUUUACCUCCAGAGCUUCUAGAAAUGUGGAGGUUGGUCCACACUGACCUUGGGUGCGCACUCAAGUCCGGGCUGUUGGGAGAUUUAAAAAAUGAGAAGUUAUAGCAGUUCUAUGGAACAUCUUAAAGAUUUUAUGUACAGUAACCACACCCCGGUCUUAACAUCGUCUUGUUGUCCAAAUGAAAUUCAAAAUUUCUUCUUCUUAGAAAUAAAUACGCCCCAUAAACCCUUUUAGUUUAGGUUCCAGUAUGAAUCAUAUGUAUACCAUGUGAAUUGCUUAUACAAGGAAGGACACUAUCUCAGACAAUCGUUGUUUUCUUACAACCAUUUACUUAACACCGAGCUAGUGGACAAUUAUUUUUGCUAUACAGUUACAUACAUGCAGCACUGCAUGUCCUUAUUGGAGAAGCCACUAUGACAUGAAAAAUUUUGCAUUUGGGGAGCAUAAAAGAUUUUUUUAGUGCUUUAUUUUCUAAGCUACACUUGGUUGAUAUUGGGUGGUUUCUUUUUGCGGUAUUUUUUAGGUAUCACACUGUGCCAAUCUGUAAAUGAAGUAAAAGUAGUGUUAGAUGUUCUAAUGCAGCGGUGUCCAAUCUUAUCCAGAAAGUGUGGGUGCAGGUUUUCAUUCCAAACAAGCAGAAGCCACACCAGAUUAAACAAGUGGAAUCAGGUGUGGCUUCUGCACCCACACAAGCCCUUUGUGGAUAAGAUUGGACACCGCUGUUCCAAUGAAACAGAAGGAAACAAAAACCGCUCUACCUAACUCAUGGUGCUGGCUGAAUGAAUUGUCAUUAUUUUUCCUAAUUUUCUUUUUUACCCUUGACCAGCUGACCUGAGGUUUAUUAGAUAAAUAAAAAACAAUUGACAUCACUGUUCUCUGCCUUGAGAAGCAACCAAGAGGAGAAGAGUAACUCUCAACUGAUGCAACCACCACCAUGCUUUAACUUAUUUGUAACAAUACAAAGUGGGGGAAAUUUGAAUGGGGCGAAUAUUUCUACAAGGUACUGGAUACUGGAGCAGUAAAAUAAUUUAGUGGUUGCUUUUUACGUUUUAUUUGCCCAAUUCUGCUCAUGACCGUGUUAGUUAGUUAAGGGUACUUUACAGGCUGGCAUUUAAUCAUGUCCAGUCUGUCUCAAAUCUCUUGUCUGUGUUUUGUGAUGGUCACCGUUUAUCAGUGUAAAAUCUUUGUAAAUGUGUCAGUCUGCAUCUCAAAUCACAUCCCUGAGACAUAAACAUGCUUUGUGUAGUUCACAUUGUAGAAAGUUUUGAUGCACUUCAUUUGAUGUUCUUUUGUGUAAAUUUGUUUAGUAUGUGUUUGAAUGUCUGGAUCAUUUUGCAUUUGAUUUUAUUUAUUUGUAUUUGUAACAGAAUGUAAGUAACAGUUAGGAUGCAUACUCGUGUCAUGAGAAUACAUGUGUGUGACUCGACACACAGCAGAUAGAAUUAUUAUUGACAUUUUCCAGUUACAGAUAGUAAUAGUGUCUUUACAUAAUCGUACAGUAGUAAAAAAAAAUUGUGAGGUGUCAAAUUUUUACACGCUGUACAUUAUAAACUGUGAAAUGAAUAAAUACUCUGGUACGUAAUUUAAAGACAGAGCAGUUUUAAGGUUUGGGGUUUGUGAUAUUUAAAGUUUCUUCUAAAUUAUGCACCUUUUUUCCAAUUCUGACUUGAAAUGAGUGAAAUUGAUGAAAUCAGCAGGAAUGUAGAGGCCAUAAUUGUAAAUAAAGAUUUCUAAAUAUAAA